AUGUCAAAACUCUCACCAGAGUCAAAAAUCAGACUAGCUAGUGGCCAUGAUCUGCCACAGCUAGGAUUCGGGGUGUAUCAAACUCCCGUAGCGGAAGCCGAGCGUUGCGUGGUGGAAGCCCUCAAUGCAGGCUACCGGCAGAUCGACUCGGCCUCGGCAUACCGAAACGAAGCACCUUGCGGCAGUGCCAUUCGGUCCAUGGCCUCUACCGUUCCAAGGUCUGAAGUCUUCUUCACGUCCAAGGUUCGGCCGAAAGGCAUGUCAUACGAGUCCGCCAAAGCAACAGUCACCAGUACCUUGGACGAGACGGGUCUGAACUACAUCGACCUGAUGCUCCUCCACGCGCCGUACGGGGGCUCCGCCGCGCGCAAGGGGGCGUGGCGGGCGCUCGUAGAAGCCGUCGAGGCGGGCCACGUGCGCAGCAUUGGCGUGAGCAACUAUGGCGUGCACCACCUCCGGGAGCUCAAGGAGCACAUUGCCGAGCUCGAGGCCGAGCGCGGCGGUCCCGGCCGGGGCGGCGUCAUCAGUGUUGGGCAAUGGGAGGUGCAUCCGUGGCUCCCGCGCCCGGAUAUCGUGAGCUGGGCCCGGGACAAUGGCGUUGCUGUACAAGCAUUUUGUCCACUAGUCCGCGGCGAGAGGUGGGACGAGCAGGUUCUCAAGGAUCUGGCAGCCAAACACGGCAAAACAGCUGCCCAAAUUCUUAUUAGGUGGAGUUUACAAAAGGGAUAUAGCCCACUUCCAAAGAGUGUUACCACGUCGCGCAUCAAGGAGAAUGCUAACGUGUUUGAUUUUGAACUUGAUGAGGAGGAUAUGCGAAAGCUGGAGACGGAUCAAUAUGCACCUUGUACUUGGGAUCCUACCACAAGCGCUAUAGAUAAUUGA
Messenger RNA from Pestalotiopsis fici W106-1, 882 nucleotides. RefSeq lists its product as uncharacterized. Gene Ontology annotation, molecular function: oxidoreductase activity. The transcript has 4 exons. NCBI's taxonomy places the organism in Eukaryota, Fungi, Ascomycota, Sordariomycetes, Amphisphaeriales, Sporocadaceae. The coding region runs from base 1 to 882 and encodes 293 amino acids. The record is from RefSeq and is a predicted model, not a curated record.